AUUUGACUUCACCCUGGUCUUCCACUUCAACUUCAAUGGCGGAAGCAUACUUUUUUAGUGUAGAAAACGCGCCUUGUUGAUCAAAACUGGAAAAAGAAAUCCCACAUCGAAAACUUUGUUGUCUUCUGCAAAUCAUUCAACGCAGUAAAUCCCACUGCAAAACAACCAAAUCAAAAUUUAUUCAAUGGAAAAACUAAUGUCAGCUCUGGUUUUUUUGUUGCUCUUUUCACUCUUCAAUGGAACCGAAUCAAGAAAAGAUCCACCACCGAUUUGUUCAUCAUCGUGCGGUGAUUCACUCGAAAUCCGCUACCCCUUCCGAUUACCCAACGAUCCAUUCACAUGUGGCGAUCCCGGUUUCGAGCUUCGCUGCGAAAACAACAAGACGAUCAUGAACUUCCAUGGCGGAUUGUACUACGUGAAGGGAAUUUCUUACGACGAUCACACGAUUCAACUCGUGGACGUCAAUUUUGCCGACGACGGAAAGUGCAGUUUACCGAAUAGAUCGUUAUCGACCGACGAAAUCUUAAUGGAAGACCGGUACCCGGGAUUGGUUAAUUUUACUUAUUCGUACACUUUGAACUAUGUUCGAUGCUCGGACAGUUCGGUCAGUUCGGUCAAUAACAGUAUGGUUCCGUGUUUGACUCGGAAUUCGUCUCAUGUUUAUGUUAAUGUUACGAAUUGGUCUAGUUUGACCUCAUACGAUGUUCCGAAGACAUGUAAGGUUAUUGCGAUGGCGCCGGCGUUUUAUGAAGAAUCAGUGCCGGUGAACCCUUCGUAUGAAACGGUGCUGAAAAUGCAACAAUCAGGGUUUCAGAUGGUAUGGUCAGUCGAGUGUCGGGAUUGUAGAGCCAAGGGUCGGGGAUGCGUUUAUAAAUCCGCGGAUACCACUUUUCUCUUCGAAUGUGAAAAAGAAUAUGAUUAUAAUGCCGAACUUCGAAAUAUAUACACCGUUGUUGCAGCUAUGUUUCUUGCCGCAAUCAUUGGGUUCGUCAGAUUCAUCCUUCUUCCACUGGUUGUAUUUUCUUUCAUUCUCCACAAGUACUUGUCUACAAACAAAGAUUACAGGGAAAAGUCUUCAGAUAUUCAGCAGCCAUUAACACCAGAAAGGUACAAUUACACAGAUAUACUUUCAAUGUCAAACAAUUUCAAAGACAAAAUAGGGGAAGGCUGUUUUGGUACAGUUUACAAAGGACAACUUCAUGAUGAUUACACCAUUGUUGUUAAAAAGCUUGAAAGCUUCAAAGUAAGUGAAGAACAUUUCAUCAAUGGUGUUUCAAGAAUCAGUGGGAUUCAACAUCCCAAUUUGGUACCGAUACUAGGGUUUUGUUCUGAGGGAUCGAAACAUGUUCUUGUUAACCAAUACAUGCCUAAUGGAUCUCUCGACAAGUAUGUUGGAAAUUCGGAUUCGUUUAGUUGGGAGAAAGUCUGGGAAAUUGUGCUCGAAACUGGGCAAGGGAUCGAGUUUUUACAUGGACGAUCUGGAGGUGGUAUUAUUCAUUUAGAUAUUAAGCCUCGGAAUAUACUGUUGGAUGGGAAUUUCAGACCAAGGAUUUCAGAUUUCGGGAUAGCAAAAUUGUGCCGGAAGAAGCAUGAUCUCGUAUCAUUAUAUGGAAGAAGUGAAACAAUGGGAUAUGUGGCACCUGAAUUGAUGGUUUCAAGGGAUUUUGAGGCAGUUUCAUGCAAAUCCGAUGUCUAUAGUUUCGGAAUGAUAAUCUUAGAAAUGGCUUGUGGAAGAAGGCAUGUCGAUGUUGAUGCAAUCAAUUCGAGCAAAGUGCAUUUUCCUACUUGGGUCUAUGAACUAAAUGAGAGGGGAGAUUUAGAGUUUGAGAACCUGACGAAAAGUGACACCAUGAUAGCCAGAAAGCUGUUCGUAAUCGGGUUAUGGUGCACUCAAACUCGGCCAUCAGAUCGUCCCUCCAUGACCAGAGUCCUGGAAAUGUUAGAAACGGACCUUGAUGAUCUUGAAAUGCCCCCGAAGCCAGUCUUCAUUUCGGCUCAAUACCUGCGUGAGCGUGAAUUGGAUUCUCCAAAAGAGAUGCUAUUACCUGAGACAAUGGAGAGAAGCUCAUAGUAAUAUCAAAGCAUUUUUCAUCACUCUAAGCUUUCAUCUAUACACUGACAUAUAUGUUCUUCGCAACAUUGGUUCUCGUGUAUCCUAAUAUAGAAAAAUCCGCAUUUUCUUCGAUUCUAA
This is a messenger RNA of Gossypium raimondii (Peruvian cotton), 2191 nucleotides long. Its product is annotated as LEAF RUST 10 DISEASE-RESISTANCE LOCUS RECEPTOR-LIKE PROTEIN KINASE-like 2.7. The coding region runs from base 185 to 2071 and encodes 628 amino acids. The record is from RefSeq and is a predicted model, not a curated record. The transcript has 4 exons. Gene Ontology annotation, molecular function: ATP binding; protein kinase activity; polysaccharide binding. Gene Ontology annotation, biological process: protein phosphorylation. Lineage: Eukaryota; Viridiplantae; Streptophyta; Magnoliopsida; Malvales; Malvaceae.